Molecule: messenger RNA, 4507 nt
Organism: Eucalyptus grandis
Lineage: Eukaryota; Viridiplantae; Streptophyta; Magnoliopsida; Myrtales; Myrtaceae
Product: pentatricopeptide repeat-containing protein At4g02750
Exons: 2
Coding region: 391-2046 (551 amino acids)
Biological process (GO): RNA modification
Molecular function (GO): RNA binding; protein binding
Source: RefSeq, a predicted model, not a curated record
ACAUCACAGGAAAAACACCAGACACCUCCAACUCAGGUCGAUAUAAUCAUCCUGGACAACGAGACAAAAGUUGGAACUAGGAUGUCCGGACAAUAGGAGAGUAGAAAUCAAGCUAAAUUUCGAUCAGACAGGCCCCUCGAGAUUCAGUGAUUGUUGGAGCAAUGGCUUAAAUAUAUCACUAUAGCAAAAAACCUCGAACUCGCACAUGAAAUCAAGUGAAUCAUCCAGUCCGAAGUUCAUCCAUUUGAGGUGGGUUUUCAAAGAAUUCAAGGAUCUUCCACUCUCUUUAGGGAUCAAACCAGAGACCGGGUUCGUGUCACAGUGAUCAUGUCAUCGUCCUUAGGUCUGCUCUUUUUAAUGGAAGCCUGCGGGCAGCAAAUUUGAUACGGAAUGCCACGGGGAGUGAUGCCAAUCCUGCAAGCUCUUUGCUUGUCAGCUCGUGCACUCAUCAUGUGCAAGAUGGUGAGGAACAAAGCCUUCCCUUUCACGAGUUUUGCUAGCAUCCGCGCUCUUCUCCCGACGGCUCCACUGAAAUCUGGCCUUCAAAAGACGAACUUGGAAGAUGCCCGCGAAGGCUUUGAUCGCGUUCCCACUCCUGGUGACGUCUUUUCUUGGAACAAAUUGCUCCGGGAUUAUGUUCGGAACCGCCCUUUGCAUCAAGCCCGAGGCUUGUUCGACGAAAUGCCCCUUAAGGACGUCGUCUCGUGGAACACGAUGCUUUCGGGUUAUUACAGAGCUAAAAGGCCAGAGGAUGUGUAUGGUUGUUUAGGAGAACUUGGGAGAUGCGGCGUCUUGCCUAAUGCAUACACCAUAUCCAUGGCCAUCAGCUCCUUUCUGGACACUAGGUUCAAAAUUUUAGUCCCCCAAAUUCAUGGCCGUAUAGUUUGUUUGGGGAUGGUAUCUGACGUCAUUGUUGGCUCAGCACUGAUGAAAGGCUAUGCAAAUGUUGGCAAUCCGUUGGCUUUGGAGAGAGUUUUCGAUGAUCUUUCGGCGAAACCUGCUUCAUCAUGGAAUGCUCUGGUGAGUGGUUACAUGGAAAUGGGGCACGUGGAGAAGGCAGAGAGAAUCUUUCACUUGAUGCCGGAGAGCCAGAAGGAUGUUGUUUCUUGGACUUGUUUGCUUUGUGGUUAUGUCAGGAACAAAAGGAUUGACGAAGCUCGAUCUGUUUUUGAUAGGAUGAGCGUGAGGGAUGUGUUUUCAUGGACAGCGAUGAUGAAUGGAUAUGUGAGGAACGAAAAGCAUGAGGAUGCAUUGAAGCUGUUUGUCCUAAUGAUUAAAUCGGGGAGCCGGCCAAAUGUUUUCCAUUAUUCUUGUGUUUUAAGUGCGUGUGCAGGGGCAUCUUCUCUUGUCGUGGGUCAGCAAGUUCACUCGAGCAUCAUAAAGUGUGGGAUCCCUGAAUCAGAUGAUGUGGUUGUUAUGACCUCCCUUGUCGAUAUGUAUGCAAAUUGUGGGGAAAUUGAUGCUGCGUUUUGCAUCUUUGCAAAUAUCCAAAACAAGAACAUCGCUUCAUGGAAUGCAGUUAUGGGAGGAUAUGCCUGGCAUGGGCCAGGAGAAAAAGCAAUAGAAAUUUUUGAAAGCAUGGUUGAAAAUGGUACUAAGCCUGAUCCCAUAACUUUCAUUAAUCUCUUGUCAGCAUGUGUUCAUGGAGGACUGGUUGAAGAAGGUGCUAAGUUCUUCGACUGCAUGAAGACAAAGUAUGGGAUACAACCAGAGGUAGAGCACUAUGCAUGCAUGGUAGACCUGUAUGGAAAGGCUGGACUGCUCGAGAAGGCAAAGAAGCUAAUUGAGGAAAUGCCCAUGGAGCCCGACGUCGUAGUCUGGGGUGCAUUCAUUGGAGCUUGCACAAUGCAUUCGAAUUUGGAAUUUGGUGAAUUUGCUGAAAAGGGAAUUAGAAGAUUGAAGGAACAUCAUCCCGCAUCAUAUACAAUGCUGUUAAAGAUUCAUGGUGAAAAUGGAUCGUGGAGCAGAGUACUAAAUUUAAAAAGGCUGAUGAGAAAAUGGCAUGUGAGGAAGCAGAUUGCAGCUAGUUGGCUUGAUACUUCUUAAGAAAUGAUGACUAAUCAUUAUUUGUUAUUGAAUGGAUAUAAAAUGUUCUAGAAGCACUAAGCUUUCAAAAAUUGUAUUUCCAGUUCCUAAUUCUUGUCGCCAACAUCUUUAUCCAGUGAAAGACGAAUCUCCAUGAUAUGACCCACUAAGCAACGGAUGCAGACCAAUUUAAGGGAGCUGCAUCAGAUUUGAGUGCUAGGUCACUGUUUCUCGUCAUACAUAUCUGUUCUGCUGAUAUAGCUUCUCUUCUGAGUUAAGUGACUCACAUGUUCACAGUAUUAAACUCUGUGGUGCACAUUACUGCCCAUAAGACUUCAGUACUUACAGGGGACAUUUGAUGUUUCUAUGAUUUGGUCCACGUUGGUAUCAUUAUUUCUGAAUGGUUUCAUGACGACACAUUCAAAUACUUCCUAGUGGUCAGGCUAUUAAAUAAAUGCUUUGUGAUUUCCUUUCACAGAAAGCAGGAAGAGUGGUGAGGGAUGAAGAAGCUGCAAAUAGUAGUGAAAGUGGGGCAAUUGUGAAUUGCGACAUGGUAAAUGAAGAUUUUGAUGUAGUACUACUGUUGGAAUGCAUGCAUAAUGGAUGAAAAGGGGAGUGCUUUUUGGUGUAUUGCACGAUUAAAAAUCACUUUACUUUGGAGAAAAUGCUAUGGGACCAGAAUAAGAUUGACCAUGCUUUUAUGGGACAAGAUGCUUAAUACUGAGACAGCAACAUGUGCAUCAAGCAAGUGUAGAGUGGAGGCAAAUGUUCUAUCGGAUUAUUUUGCAGGUGAGAAAAGACAGAAUUAGGAAUGCACGUAGAAGAGACAUUGGGUUGGCUCGGAUGACAGAGAAGUGAGUGACUCGUUUACUAUGAUCUGGACACACGAUCUUCGAUCCUUCAAAUGGGACUGGAACAAGGAAUGCCUGGCAAUGAUGUGACUUCCAAACAACAAUUUCCUCGUCUCUCUUCAGACGACCAUGCGUAAGUCAUGAAGUUCCAGCUCUAGUCUUGUAAGAGGUAACAGUUCCUUCAUCUACUUCUUUUCAUUAGGAUUGGUACCGAACUAUAACCAUCUCGGAAAAGAUGUAUUGGAUCGAAAAGGCUGAUUAGAUUCUAUUGAAACAGAUCCAGUUGACAGCAUGAGUGGUUGAUUCACUUUGAGGCUUUAUUUGUUUCGUAGAAAAUGAAUAAUUUGAAAAAUGUUCUUUAAAAUGAUUGUUUAUAUUGCUGACAGAAAUGAACGAAUAAAAAUAUUUCCAUCUUCUGUGAAAUUUUUAGACAAAAAUUAUUGUUGAUGAAUAACAUUUUUAUUGACAAAUUAUUUCAAGCAAUACAAACAAUCAUUUUUACAAAAAUGUUAUCGAAAUCAUUUAAUUUCCACUAAACAAAUGGAUCCUAAUUGUUGUGUCAUUCUUUCCUGCUUAUUUUUGCUUAGCAAAUCAGUGAGACAUAGGGAUGGGGAGCUUAUCCAUGUUUCUUUUCAAGCACAAAAUGCUAGUUCCAACCUGGGGCCGUUUUUUCAGUGGUGGCUGAUGAUAUCUACCUCAUCUUUUAAGUUCAGUGGCAUAUUCUUUUAGGGGAUUGUUUGCUAUUCCCAUGUCUUUUUAAGUUCAAGAUCCUCACAUCGCAUCGGGAACGUUUGUCCUGCGGAAAUUUCUUUUCGGCAACUUUUUCCACGUUCUUAGACGUUUGACAGAUAUUUAAGACUUUCAGUAGCAGGCAUAAAAGCUGCUAUUAUCAAUGAAACCCAUCCAAAGGUUCAGUCCCUGAGGUUUGAUGGAAGUAGUGGACGGAUGGUCUACCUUUUCGGACAUUCUGCUGUUCAACUUUGCGAUAGGUGGUCAUGCGAUUUCAGCGGCGUUGAGAGCUUCUGUUGCCAGUUUUAGAUCUAUAAUUUAUGAAGCUUCAGAAUGAACUGAGAAUUUCUUCAUCUGCUUCCGACUGAGUUGUAAAGGUCAUUGUCCCUUUAGAUGCUUUUUGCGCAGAAUCAAAGUUAAUCGACGUCGCUGCUAUUCCAUUGCAGGCAAUGAACACACCAAACUCGCACUCCCUCAAUUGUACCUUUCUCAAGAACCCCGCACUGGGAAAUUCUGGCAUGAUCCCAGUAUCAUACGAAGCCCAAUUCACUCAUAUUUCACUCGUAUCGUUGGAUGAGAUGAGAACCGGACGGGAGCGCAUGCACAUUCGGCUCGCAUACACCGAAGUCAUGCAAUAAUGGCCCAUCACCUCCACCUCGGCUCUCCAGUUUCAGGCAGAACGACAAAGCUGAACCCAGCAUGAGAAGAGAUCAUUGAGUACGCCAUUUACAACCAUGGAACUGCACAAACUGAGAAUUACCAUAAUCUUUGUAAUGGCUCGUAAUGUUAAGUUGAUCUUUGAUAGACAAAUUCCGUCUCUCUUGAGUCUGCCAAGCCGGGAGAUUCAAGAAUUGAAAUGACGCACCUAAUGAAAAUAUAGCCAAACCUUUUCCUGCAAUUUA